AGCCUUAUAAAGCUCCCAGCCCCAAAAACAGAGUGGUGGGUUUAAGUGUGUGAAUGGAGCAGGCGUAAGGCUGAGGACUGUCCUGCCGGUACUGCAGACCACCCUCUCCUGCCUGGCCAUGUGGGAGGCACGCUCAUCCUCCUUCUGGAGGGCUAUCUUCGCUGAGUUUUUUGGCACCCUGAUCUAUGUACUUUUUGGCCUGGGGGUCUCGCUGCGUUCGGUCAUGGGCCCCUUGAACAUUCUGCAAGUGGCCCUGGCCUUUGGUUUGGUGGCAGCCACUAUGGUGCAGUCUCUCGGCCAUGUGAGCGGGGCCCAUAUCAACCCGGCUGUCACCGUGGCCUUCCUCCUGAGCGCUCAGCUUUCCCUCUUCCGCGCGGUCUUCUACGUGGCUGCCCAGGUGCUGGGAGGAGUGGCCGGCGCGGCUGUGCUUUAUGGAAUUACGCCGGUGGCAUUGAGGGGUAACUUGGCCCUCAACACGUUGCACCCCAGUGUAAAUGUAGGCCAAGCCAUCCUUGUGGAGAUCUUCCUGACCCUGCAGUUUGUCCUCUGCAUCUUCGCUACCUAUGACGAGAGACGUAACCACCGCAUGGGAUCCGUGGCACUGGCUGUGGGACUCUCCCUGACUCUUGGACACCUCUUUGGGAUGCACUACACUGGAGCUGGCAUGAAUCCCGCUCGUUCUUUUGCACCAGCUAUCAUCACCCGUAACUUCGUCAACCACUGGGUGUAUUGGGUCGGACCAGUCAUUGGUGGUGUGCUGGGAGGCUUCUUGUAUGACUUCAUCCUCUGCCCUCGGAUGCGUGGAAUCUCAGAGCGCUUGUCUAUCCUCAAAGGAGAACACCAACUUGAAACCAAUGCACCCCCAGAACCUCCUGGAGAACCUAUUGAGCUGACAACGCAAGCGUUAUAAAUAUUGUGAUUCAGCCUCUAUCUCAAAAAAAAAAAGGCAACCCCCUACAACAAACUUGGGACAAUAGAAUGGGGAGAAUGGGCGGGGUGGGGAGUGGAUGAAAAUGAUGUCAUUGCCUGAUUUUUAAAUAAUUUCUUUUGCAGUGAAAACUCUUGGACACAAGUUUUAUGGCACGGGGAAGUUGUAGGGCAAAGAAUUCCUCAUGACCUUCUAUUUUGAAGUUCUAGGAAAUUUCAGAGCUGCCACUGUGUGUACAUGUAGAAUCCUUGCCAGUUGGGUGCACAAUGUGUGGGGGCAUAUUUGUGCAUAUAUGUGUGAACUUUAUAAUGCAAAGGAAGCCUCUGAACAACCUUUGUAUUCCUUUUAUAUCUCUCCAGUCAGCUGCCACAAUCAACCCCAGAACCUCCUGGAGAAAUCAUGACUAGGAUUGUGUACUGCAAUUAAUAUUGUUGGAGGCAGCAUUUUGUCUAGGACAGGACUGGAAGACCAAAUCAAGCUCCACCAUGCUUUGCCUCUCCCUGUUGCUUCUAAAACACUUGACUCCAUCCCCAUCUCUGUGGGUUGUCCCAGCAGCUGACUAACAAGUGGAUUAGGGGGAUUGAAUUAGAAGACACAGGAGAGGUGAAAAGGUGGCAUGCCCCUUUCCUAUUCAUUCCCAGUGGAGAAGCUUCCUCUUUGGAGAAGUUAUAUAGAAACAGACAGACGUGUAUUUUAUGGGGAAGGGGAGACAAUGGGACCUUUGUUUAUAUGUGAGGAUAAGUGGUUUGUAUACUUGCUUCUUUAUUGUGCGUACAUAAGUGUAUGUACGUGAGUGAAUUAUAGGGAAAGGAAGAGCAGGGCCAAUGUCUGCAACCUAGAAAGCCAGCUGUUGAUGCCUAUGCUGAGUUCCCCGAAAUUAUUUCCUUCUUGACCUGUAUUCUGAGGAGCCAGAGAAUCUGGUUUUAAUCACAAUUUUAAUUUUCAACCGUGCCCCAAUGUAGUGUUGUUCUAAGGCAGAGCUCCUCAAACUUUUUAAGACUGGGUCCGAUUCACAACUGGGGGAUCAGACAGUCUGGAAAAAAAAUUGAACAAAUUCUUAUGCACACUGCACAUAUCAUAUUUGUUGUGCAAAAAAGUGAAAAAACAAUAUAAAAUUUAAAAUGAAGAAUAAUUUUAAUCAACAUAAACUUAACAGUAUUUCAAUGGAAAGUGUGGGCCUGAUUUGGGCUGAUCAGAGAGUCAAGUUAAUUAGGAUUGUUGCUGUUGUGUGCCUUUAAGUUGGCUCUAAGUCUAAAGUUCUAGGGCAGGGGCCGGGUAAAUGACCUUGGAGAACUGCAUCCAGCCCGCAGGCCUAAGUUUGAGGACUCCUGCUUUAAGGUGUUGUGUGAUAUUAAAAUGGUAUCUCGGUGCGUGAUCGCCUGUCCCUGCCACAGACCGAGCCUCCAAAGGUCAACAGAGAGGAACCCAGUUGAAUAUGUUUUGCCUACAGCCCCAUCAUACCUUGAGCUGAUACAGGGAAAAGGCAACAAUCCCAGAUAUGGCAAUUUUAAACAUUGUACUGUAUGUAGCUUUCCAGUUAAAAGAAAGGAGCAAAUCAUUCUUCAUUCUUGAUUUAUAGACUAGAGCUAGAAACUAAAGCUGGUUAGACAGAUGAGAUGGGAAGUUUCUUACUAUAUCACAUUUCUCACAAUGCCCUGGGCAACACUACAUUGGGCAUCUCUGGAAUACUGAUGGAAAUUUAAAAUGGUAGCUGGAGACCCAUCAUGGCAAAGUGCUGUUCCUUGGGCCAGCCUUCAAACCAAGCGUGUUUCUUGAGAAGAAUAGCUUUUGGCUUUUUUAAUUUAUUGCUUUUGUGUAUCUAAUGUGUGUGCUGUCUUUCUUCCAUAAUGUACUCUUUUUGUCUUCUUUACCCUAUUAAUCUAUCCCAGUGCUAAAAAUUAAGUAAGAUAGUGCUAGGAUGCAAUCUAACUUAUUUUUAGCCAGACCUCAAACCUCCCUACUUUUCAACAGACAUAUUUCAGAUUUGCUUAUUUCUUCUCUACCCAACUCCUGCAAUUAGAAAUAAUAGGUCCUUAUUUUAAAGAAUGCAAAAAAGAAAUUGUUGAUUCUGUAAUAAAAUUUGCAACUGGCCCUUAAAAUAAGCACCUUACUAGAGUAUAUUUUUACAAUUAGACCUAUUUCUUUCUCUUUAGUCAGAAUCCAGAAAAUUAUUGACCGGCCUUCUAAUUCACUGCUGUCACUGAAGCCGGACAUUCCAGAAAAAUAUGGAUAUAAAAGAGCCAGAAUAUUGGGAGCCUAUUGAUCUAACUUACAUCUCAAAUUGUUUAAACUAGAUUUAUCAAGUAUAGAAAAGAACAAGCCUCGGUGAAGAAGAAUUAGCAUGGCUUUUACAAAGCGAAGUCCCAUCUCAUCAGAUAAUUAUCUAAUGUUAUGCCGUUUCCCCCAAAAUAAGACCAACCCCCAAAAUAAGACCUAUCAUGAUUUUUCAGCAUUUCUGAGGAUGUUUUAAAUAUAAGCCUUAUUUCAAAAAUAAGCCCUAGAUAUAGUUCAUUUAAAAAGUCAAUUUGGAAAAAUAAGACUGCCCCUGAAAACAAGCUCUAAAGCAUCUUUUGGAGCAUAAUUUAAUAUAAGACCCUGUCUUAUUUUGGGGGUAAAGGGCUGAAACACAUUCUCAACAAGGAAAGUCUGAAUCUUGGGACUUUGGGCUAUUUAAGAAUAGCAAAAGUGAUUUAUAAAAUCAUGAUUCUAUCUAGAGAAGCGGUUCAUAACCUGGGCCCCCCAGAUGUUUUUGGCCUUCAACUCCCAGAAAUCCUAACAGGUGGUAAACUGGCUGGGGUUUCUGGGAGUUGUAGGUCAAAAACAUCUGGGGACCCCAGGUUGCAAACCACUGAUCUAGAGCUUCCAUCAAUCCCUGCCACCAUGGCCAUGAAAGGAGAUGUAGAUCAAUACACACGGAGAGCACCAGCUUGGAAGAGGUUGGUGAACUAUGUAAAAGAAGUACACAGCAAGAAGCAUGUCUCCCUUGCAAUAUCAGAACAUGAGGUUAUGCAGUGAAACUAGAGACUAGUCAAUUCAGGACAUACAGCAUAUUUUACACAACUCAAUUAAAAGAAUGUAAUGAUCCUGAUCACUGGCUUAGAUGGUUUGAAGAUUAGGCACAUUCCCAAAGAUGGCUACCAAGUAUGGUAAGUUCAAUGAAACUGCCAUGUAAGGAGAGGAAGCAUGCCUCUGAACAUAAUAAGUGAAAGAGUGCUACCUUUGUGCCUUGCUUAUAGGUUUCCCAGAAUCAAUUAGACUGAUGUAUUUUGGAAGCAAAGCCAGACUACAUAGAUUCUUUGCCUAACCCAACAGCCUCUUGUCGUGUUCUUUUAUAGCUAGAUGUAUCUUUGGUCUUAACCUGUAUGACAAUGCUUGUGCUCUCUAUUAAUCUCCCAGGUGAGAGAUUAUACUAGACAUAUGGUUCCCAGUGGAACUGUGCUUCGUAAGGUCUUCCCAGAUAAGAACUCUAGGAAGUGAGAAUUGGUGACUGGUGAUUUCAAAAGAGGGGGAAAUAGUGAUGGUGAGCAGUGGGAUCGCAGAUUUUCUCCACCUGAUAUUCAGAGCAUGUUUAUUUCUGCAGUGUUUACAUAUUUAAGGAUGGAUCAUUUUUCUUUAGGUAUAUUGGUGUGAAUUGAUUUUUUGAAGCCUCACUUUCUACAAUUCUUAUAGUAAAAACAGGUUUUUUUACUGGUGGGAUUUCAAAGUCCAUCAGUGGAGUCAUACCACCAAGGCCCAUUAUUAGUCCAGAUGGGUUAUAAACCAACAUGAAACAGAUGAUUUCACUUGUGACUGUAGACUCUCUCUUCUGUAAUAGAUUAAUUUCUUUGGCCCCAAUAGGGGUUUCACUACUCUGAAACUGAAGUCACUCUCAGAUGAAGCCAGUGUUAUUGUUAGCAGUAUCAAUGGCCACUGCUACAAAGGCAAGAGGCUGAUAGUUGGUGUGAAUCCAGAGUCAGUUGAAUAAAGUGGGUGAAAUCAGGUCACCCUGCUAGAUUUCCUGGAUUCACACUGAAAUAAAAAACAGACCUGUCCAUAUUGUGCAUGAGAUGCCAAUUAUUUCCUUGUUCCGUCUUGCUUUUUAUUUUUCUACACGAUAAUAGCAGGAUGAGUAAUCCUUUCCAGUUAACAGCUUAACUUUUCUUUCACGGGUAUAAAAAGCUUAUUUGAUUUUCGAGUGUUGGGAUUCCUUUCCUGAAUUAAAUGCUAUCAUUUAUUUUUGGUAACAACUCUACAUCUGGGAAGUCUUGUAACUUGACAUGGUUAUAAAAAGGCUUUUACAAGGAUGAGAUAGGCUCUGAGAUUCAUGGUAGACUGCAAAAAAAAAAAAAAAAAAAGAAUCCUGAUCCAAUAUAUUCAGGUUUUGCUCACACUGAUCUGUCCAAAGGAAUAAAUACCACUUGCCGGUUGGGCUUUGGGACUGCAGGAUCAAGGAGGCAAUCUUUCUAAGGAACAAGUCCCACAGAGCAUAAUGGAACAAAUUUUCAACAUAAACAUUAAUCAAAUUACACCAGGGAUACAAUUUCCCCAUUGACUGCAUUCUUGAAGAAAGCAAUGAGUAACUGUAGCCUUUUUUCAUCCCACUGUGAGCAAGUCUUUGAAAGAGUAGAGUUUUUGAAGACAAUUCAUAACUCUACUUUUUCUGUGUGUGUAUAAGUACAUCUCGCAUUUGGACUUCGCACAGACUCCCAACUGCCAUCUGUAGGACACAGAAUAGGAUACCAGAGUUUUGUGAUAGUUACUAGGAAAUAUAAUUAAAACAAGGUAAUGAAGAAUCAGGAUUGAUGAAUUUCUAAAUUACAGAAGUCAAUAGUAUUUUCACAAGGGAUGCAAAAAUUAAAUCCCAAUCCAGACUACAGGAAUAUCACUAACGAGAACAAUUUUUUAAAAAACACAGCUUUGUUAAUGUGAAUCAAUAUGCAAUAGGAUAUUUUAGAACCCUAGAGACAGAGGCCCAUUCUACACUCCCAUAUAAUCCAGAUUAUCUAAGGAGAUAAUUCAAAUUAUCUGCUUAGAAUGGGAUUACCUGAGUCUACACUACCGUAUAAUCCAGUUCAAAGCAGAUAUUCUGGAUUUUAUAUGGCAGUGUGGGGGCCCUUCUACACUGCUAUAUAAUUCAGAUUAUCAACGCAGAUAUUCCACAUUAUCUGCUUUGAUAAUCUGAAUCGUAUGAGUCUACACUGCAAUAUAAUACAGUUCAAAGCAGAUAAUUCGGAUUUUAUAUGGCAGAGUAGAAGGGGCUACCUGGGUGGUUGUGAUGAUUGUUCUCUGUAUUAUGUAGUUGUCUUUUUUCAAUUUUAUAUGCCGCUUUGAGUUUCAUUCGUGGGAGAAAAGUAAAUAAACAAAUUAAUUAAAUAUAAUAAUAAUAAUAAUAAUAAUAAUAGAUGGGGCUAGAGAAAGAAAUUCAUAGUUUACACUUUCAUGAACUGAAUUCACAUCAUCUCUGAUUAAACAGUCUAUGAGUUUAUGGUAGGAUUUUUUUUUCUCCCAGUUAAGUCUCACAGGUAUUACAAUAUACUUAGACACAGAGAAAAGAAUAGAAAAGGAUGUCAUAUCGAAGCCUGAAACUGUAGGUCUAACCCUGAGAGCUAACAACCAAUUAUUUAUAUAUCUAACAAUUGCAACAAGAAACCAUUAAGUGAACAUCACUUGCAUUCUUUUGUUUUCAAACAUGAACUUUUCAUACUUUGAUUAGCUUAGAAUGUUGGCAGCUUAUUUCCUGGGCUCUGGAUACCCAGGUGUUCUUUCACACUUCUUCCCUUGUGCUUUUAAACCAUUUCAGAUCAAUGGCAAUCCUAAAACAGCUCUAUCACUGGGUUUUCCUGGCAGAAUUUGUUUACAGGGGCCUUGCUCUUCAAGGCUGAGAGAGUAUGACUUCCUAUGGUUUAUUUUUUUCUUCGUGUCAGGAGCAACUUGAGUCGCUUCUGGAGUGAGAGAAUUGGCCGUCUGAAAGGACGUUGCCCAGGGGAUACCCAGAUGUUUUUGAGGUUUUUACCAUUCUUGUGGGAGGCUUCUCUCAUGUCCCCCAUAUGUUGAUCAAAGAUUUAAAUCCAACACCCAAAAUCCAAUUCUGCUUAAUUAUUGUGCUGUAAAGUGUUAGUGCCCUUUGUUGUUGAUUUUUUUCAUAGAUGCUUAUCACGAUGAGUGCUCAUAUUUGCGUAGUAUGGAUGGUUUUACAUUUGGUUAUGUUUGGUUCUUGUUCAUAUGGGCUUCAAAAGCCAGAGGAUAAAUCCUCCCCAUUAAAUGUCAGAUCCUAUUCAGUGAACAA
Molecule: messenger RNA, 7193 nt
Organism: Anolis carolinensis (green anole)
Lineage: Eukaryota; Metazoa; Chordata; Lepidosauria; Squamata; Anolidae
Gene: mip
Product: major intrinsic protein of lens fiber
Exons: 4
Coding region: 119-910 (263 amino acids)
Biological process (GO): transmembrane transport; water transport
Cellular component (GO): plasma membrane; apical plasma membrane
Molecular function (GO): water channel activity
Source: RefSeq, a predicted model, not a curated record